Lotus japonicus is the source of this 3759-nucleotide messenger RNA. RefSeq names its product kinesin-like protein KIN-7F. The record is from RefSeq and is a predicted model, not a curated record. NCBI's taxonomy places the organism in Eukaryota, Viridiplantae, Streptophyta, Magnoliopsida, Fabales, Fabaceae. The transcript is spliced from 13 exons. Gene Ontology annotation, biological process: microtubule-based movement. The coding region runs from base 279 to 3623 and encodes 1114 amino acids. Gene Ontology annotation, molecular function: microtubule motor activity; ATP binding; microtubule binding.
UAAUUCAACUUCCAUUCUCUUUUAGCGGGCGAAACGGUUUUACAUCUUGUUUCGCCGGUGGUUGCGGAAUCCAAAAGCCACGCGAAGGAAACACACCAACGACUUGCCAUCUCAAACCCCAAAAUCUAUCUGAUUCUCCAUUCCGUUGUCUCUUUCUCCGGUCACCCUCCGGCGACAGAGAUUGAGAGAACGGGGUUGAAACUUGAGACGUUGAGCGCAAGGUAAAUUCGAUGAUGAGAGUCGUGUUGUAAUUGCGGUUCAACGGGUUUGUGGCUGUGAUGAGAGAUAGAAUGUCGUCGUCGCCGGUAGGAGUCAGAGAGGAGCAAGGAAAAACGGCUCAAUCAAAUGGCCAGCAGGAAGAGAGAAUUUUCGUUGCCAUCAGGGUGAGGCCUUUGAACGAGAGAGAAAGGGCAAGGCAUGAUGUGUCCGAUUGGGAAUGCAUUUCUGACCACACCAUCAGGUUCAAGAACAACGGCCUCGCCGAACAGCAUGCCAGCACAUUUGACAGGGUAUUUGGGGAAAGGUUCACCACACAGCAGGUGUAUGAGCAAGGGAUUAAGGAAGUUGCCCUUUCAGUAGUUAGGGGGAUCAACUCUAGCAUUUUUGCUUACGGGCAAACGAGCAGUGGAAAGACAUACACAAUGACUGGAAUUACUGAAUAUGCUAUAAAGGAUAUAUAUGAAUACAUAGAGAAGCAUAGAGAGAGGGAAUUUGCUGUGAAGUUCUCGGCCAUGGAGAUCUAUAAUGAAGCUGUGAGAGACCUUCUCAAUGCAAAUGCUACUUCACUAAGAGUCCUUGAUGAUCCAGAGAAAGGGACUGUUAUUGAGAAACUCACUGAGGAGACUCUGACAGAGAGGAGCCGAUUGCAACAGCUCCUUUCAAUAUGUGCAGCUGAAAGAACAACGGAAGAGACAGCCAUGAAUGAAGCUAGCUCCAGAUCACAUCAAAUUCUUCGACUGACAGUUGAAAGUAAUCCUGGUAAUUAUGUAGGCACUGCAAGAUGUGGCACUCUUACCGCCAGUGUGAAUUUUGUUGAUCUUGCAGGAAGUGAGCGUGCUUCUCAAUCAUUAUCAGCUGGCACAAGAUUGAGAGAAGGUAGCCACAUAAACCGCAGUUUACUGACCCUUGGAACUGUAAUUCGGAAACUAAGCAAAGGAGGAAAUGGACACGUACCUUAUAGAGAUUCUAAGCUUACUCGCAUUCUGCAUAACUCUUUAGGAGGAAAUGCCAGAACAGCCAUCAUUUGUACCAUUAGCCCUGCACGCAGCCAGGCUGAGCAAUCAAAAAACACUCUAUUUUUUGCUGGCUGCGCAAAACAGGUAGCUACUAAUGCUCAGGUCAAUGUGGUGAUGUCAGACAAGAUUUUGGUAAAGCAACUACAAAAGGAAUUGGCUAGAAUGGAGAAUGAGUUGAGGAGCUUCAAUAGCAUCAUACUUAAGGAAAGAGAACUCCAGAUUGAACAGAUGGAUAAAGAGAUCAAAGAAUUGACUCGGCAACGUGAUCUCUUUCAUUCUCAUAUUGAAAAUUUGGUCCAGUCAGCUGGGAAAGAUCGGCUUAUAAGAGUAGAUAAAGAUUGGCCCUCAGAAACGUCAAGUGUUGCUACUAAUCUAUGUUCUGAGAGAGACAGCAGAUCUGAGAAUCUUGACAGAACAACUUCCAGUUUGUACCUUUUGAAUGAGCAACCUGAGAAUUCUGAAGACAACUUUCUCCUGGAUGGCUGUCCUCCCACGUUUGUUGAGGCUGAAUCGCCUGAUCCAUGUCAAGGUUGGGAGGAGAUAGCUAGCAGAGCUGAAUCUGAAGCUAAAUCUGAAGAUAACUGCAAGGAAGUUCCAUGUGUUGAAAUAAAAGAAGUGGAAACAGACCACAAAACAAAUGUUAACACGUCCAUUACUUCUUUUGAAGAAAAAGAAGAAAAUUUAAUACCAGUUGCCGACGAAGAUGCUAAAUCAUCAUCAGGGAAUGGCCAAAAUGUUCGAGAUGUACUGCAGCAAAAAACUGAGGACCACAAAACAAAUGUUAACACGUCCAUUACUGCUUCUGAAGAAAAAGGAGAAAAUUUAAUACCAGGUGCGGACGAAGAUGCUAAAUCAUCAUCAGGGAAUGGCCACAGUGAUCGAGAUGUACUGCAACAAAAAACUGAGGACCACAAAUUAAGUGUUAACAUAUCCAUUCCUUCUUUUGAAGAAGAAGGAGGAAAUUCACACAUGAUGAUACCAGUUGCGGAGGAAGAUGCCAAAUCAACAUCAGGGAAUGGCCAUAGUGAUCAAGAUGCACUGCGGCAGAAAACUGAGGACCACAAAACAAGUGCUAACACGUCCACUCCUGCUUUUGAAGAAGAAGGAGGAAAUUCACCCACAAUACAAGUUGUGGAGGAAGAUGCUAAAUCAUCCCGAGAGAAUGGGCAUGUUGAUCAAGAUGCACUGCAGCAAAAAACUCAGGACCUUGAAAGGAACAACGACCAUCUGGUGGACCUCUCAGAGAAAUCCAAUGGGUCUUCUGAAUCCAGACCACACAUUAUGACUGCCAUGCCUUCUCCUCAAACACAUAAAAUGUCUCAAGAUGCUUCAUUGCAUCCACAGGUCAGUAAGGUGGAGGAACAGAAUGUGUCACCUUCUCGAUUUAGUAAGCUGGACCAGGAAUCCGCAUCACCCCACCAGUUUGAUGAAGACGACCUUAAAACUAUGUCACCACUUUUUCUUGAUAAGCAAGAGCUCAAAACUAGGUCACCUCCUCAACUUGAAGAGCUGGAUUCGUUCACAUUAUCAGAUGGGGUCGAAAGGGAAUAUUCUUCAAACAUGAUGUGCUUUGAUGAGAAGCAAUCUCAACCAAAGUUACAUGCUAAAAAAAGAAAAUAUUCCAGAAAGUAUUCUGUAGUUCCCAUGAUGGAUGCUUCAGUUGAAGAUGAAGAGUCUGUUUUGGAUUCUGAUACGGAAGAUACUUCCAGCGUCAUCAAUUUUGUUGUAAAAAUGAAUCAAAGGGCAAAGACAAAACCAACACAAAAACCAUUCAGCGAGGACUUCGAUGAUCUAAUGGCACAUGUGAACAAAGUAAAAGGUGCCAAUUUCAAUGGAAUUUCGGGGCCUUUGAUGCCUUCUAAAUUUGAGACGCAGCAGAGAGAUAUAAUCAAACUUUGGGAUGCAUGUAAUGUGCCAUUGGUACAUAGAUCCUAUUUUUUCCUUCUCAUCAAAGGUGAACUUCCCGAUUCUGUGUACUUGGAUGUAGAGCUCAGACGUUUGUCCUUUCUGAAGGACGCUUUUUCUAGUGGCAUCACAGGAGGUGGUCUUGAUGUCACUCCUAAUUCAAGCCUGUUGUCUCUGAAUCGUGAGAGGAAAAUGCUAAGUAAGCAAGUGCAUAAGAAGUUUUCAAAGAAGCAAAGAGAGGAACUUUACCGGAAGUGGCGUAUCGAUUUGAAGACUAAGCACAGAAGCAUACAACUAGCAUGGCUCCUAUGGACAAAUACAAAAGACCUGAACCACGCUAGAGAAAGUGCAGCGCUCGUAGCGAAGCUGGUUGGUUUAAUAAACUCGAGUGAGACUCCAAAGAAAGCUUUUGGACUUGGCUUCCUAGCCCGACACAAGAGCAGAAAAUCCCUUAGCUGGAAGGACACAAUGUCUACUAUUUAAAUUCAGGUUGUUUCAAACAGCCUUGGCCUUCUUCCACUUUUGACUUAUACUUAUAGGUUCUGGUUGUACAUUGAAAAGAAUGUAAGAUGAUAGUGAUUAAUUAAAUUCAAAUGCUUCAUGCCUCAAUUCAUUUUCA